Angiostrongylus costaricensis is the source of this 501-nucleotide messenger RNA. The record is from the annotation of a GenBank genome assembly. Lineage: Eukaryota; Metazoa; Nematoda; Chromadorea; Rhabditida; Metastrongylidae.
AUGCGAACAUGGUUCCAGAAGUUCAAAUCUGGUGAUUUUAACCUCGAAGAUAAGGAACGCCGCGGACGUCCCAGUGAACUUGACGACGACGAAUUGAAGGCAGUAGUGGAAACAAACACGCGAACUCUUAUCCUUCUAAUAUGCAUCACCAGUUCCACAGUAGAGGACUCAGAUACCAUUAUUCGACUUUGCAGGAAUUCCAUGACGUUUUCAAGUAGCGAGCUCAACUACCUUAUCUUGAAAUAUCUACAAGAAUCAGGGUUGGAGCAUUCGGCCUUUGUGUUUGGCAACGAAUCAGAGUUGAACCGAUCAGAUUUGAUGGGUGUUGAAGUGCCUUCUGGUGCACUAGUUAGCAUCGUUCAGAGAGGACUUUACUACAUUGAAGCUGAAGUUAGCGUUUUCAAUGGCCAAAUGGAUACUGCUUACAAAAAUAAAACUGGAACAUUGCCGCUAAUCGAUGGAGGGUUUAACACUCAAGACCUGGAUAUCAUCAAGAAGUAA